UUCACGGUGUGGGGGUACAGAUGGCCAGAAGCCGUGUUCCACGUUAGCGCGCGCAUUACUCUGAUGUGGAUAACUGUGGCACGUGCUGUCCACCUUGCAUGGAGAACAAACUGCACGCUCUUCAUCAACAACGACUACGAAAGCUGUUUUACAUUUCGCGCUUUUAAGGUUACGGUUUAACCGAAAAACACGGACUUGGACUGAUUGACACAUUUGUGGGAUGACGGAAAUUAACGAGAUGGAGAAUGACUCGCAACUCCAGCUCUAUCCGAGCACUAUACUAUCCAUUCAGCCGGUAUCCACAAAGCUCCAGAGACUGAAACGCUCCUUGUCCUUCAAGACAAUCAUGCGCAGCAAGAGCGUGGAGAACUUCUUCCAGAGGUCGAACAGCGACGCCCGCCUGCCGCCAGACUUCAUCACCGAAGCGCCGUCGCCUCCACCCUACUCCCCGGCUCCGCCGCGACGGCCCGCCUCCCCGGUCGCCCGCGACCGCUCGCCGUCCCUCUCGCCAUCGUUAAGCCCAAACCCCUCCCUGUGCUCCCACUCCCCCUCCCUCAGCCCGUCGUCGUCCAGCGGGGCCAGGGCCCCGGGGCCACAGAUAACCCACUCCUUCCAGGAGCAUGUGUUUCGCAAGCCCACCAGCUGCCAGCACUGCAAGCAAAUGAUUGUGGGUAACUCCAAACAAGCCCUUCGCUGCAGGACCUGCAAGAUCGCAGCUCACCUGUGGUGCACAUCGGAAUUAUCUCAGCAGCUGUGUCAUGGAAAGUCUGGAGCGUUCAAGCGAAACUUCACGUCGCCCAUGCUCAUCAACGACCAACUGGCUAUCGUCAAGGAGGCCCAGCCGAGCCAAGAGGCUGGGCGUGCACGUCUAGAUCCUGUGUAUGCCGCUUUACGCUACGGGACAUCGCUGGCACAGAUGAGCCGCCCAAGUUUUGGCAGCAUGUCAGAGUCACCCACCCGCAGCCUGGGGGAAGGAGGAGGUGAGGAGAGGGAACAGAGACAGUACAGUAUGGAGGAAGAACUGACACAGGAGACCGGGGACUCAGCUCUUCCUGAUAUAGACCCUGGGGAGGAGGAGAUCAUAGAGAGUGGACAAGCAGAAACACCAGCCGAAGAUAUUAGUGUAAAGGUGCCCAAGGUCCAUUCUGUUCACACCUACGUCGCCCUCUACAGGUUCAUGCCCCAGGAGCCGAACGACCUAGAACUAAACCCUGGUGAUCGGGUGCAGGUCACAGAUGAUUCUAAUGAGGAGUGGUGGAAGGGCAAGAGCGGAGACAAGGUGGGGUUCUUCCCCACUAACUUCGUCCAAAGGGUUCGGCCGGGGGAGAGGGUGUGGAGGGUGACCCAGAGUAUCCAUGGUAACAGAGAGAGGGGCCACAUGCCCGUGAAAGAAGACCAGAUUUGUGUGGGGAAGCAGGAGGACAGUGAAGGGUACAUGAGGCUCAGCAGUGGGAAGAAGCGGGGGCUGGUCCCAGCGGAAUCCAUUGAGGAGAUCUAAGGCUCUUCUCUCUCUCUCUCUCUCUCUGUCUCUCUCUCUCUCUCUCUCUCUCUCUCUCUCUCUCUCUCUCUCUCUCUCUCUCUCUCUCUCUGUCUCUCACUGUCUCUCUCUCUCUCUCUCUCUGUGUCUCUCUCUCUCCCUCUCUCUCUGUCUCUCUCUCUCUCUCUCUUUCUCUCUCUCUCUCUCUCUCUCUGUCAUUUUCCUUACCUCUGUGAUCAGUCCCUACCACGUCAACAACGCAUCGAGUAGCACGUUUCUGCAUGUUUAUUUACUUUUUAAUUUAGGCGUAAGCAGUUUUAUUUUGUGCAACUGCCCAAUGCAGAGGAACUCUCUCCAUGGUGAAAGGUCGCAAGCGUCAAUAGCAGUUUCUAGACUUACAACAACGCUUAAAUGUUUAAACAACAUUACCGGAAGCUUCCGGUACUGUAUCUCUCUCUCUCUCACUCACUCUCUGUCUCUCUGUUCCUCUCUCUCUAUCUCUCUACCUUUCUAUCUGUACAUCUCUAUCUCACCCUCUCUCUACCUCCCUCGCUCUCUCUUUGUCUCCCUUUGUCUCUUCCUCUCUCUCGUUCUCUCUCUCCAUUUCUCUCUUGCUCUCUCUCGCAGUCUCUCUGGCUCUGUCUCUCUUUUCUUUUUAUGUUUUGCUCCCAGAAAGCACUCUGUGUCUCUUUCAUAUCCUCUCUCUCUCUCUCUCUCUCUCUCUCUCUCUCUCUCUCUCUCUCUCUCUCUCUCUCUCUCUCUCUCUCUCUCUCUCUCUCUCUCUCUCUCUCUCUCUCUCUCUCUCUCUCUCUCUCUCUCUCUCUCUCUCUCUUCCGCUCUCUUAGUGUGAUGUGAGUGGAAUAACAACUUGGCUGUUGAUGACUUUAAUAUCCCUCCCCCUCCCCCCCACCUAAGCAGAGGUGGCAGCCUUUUUAAUACUGUUCAGACUUGUCAGGGGACACUUUAUUCAUGAUGUCCUUGUAUUCUCAGACGAUUCUGCUCAGCUUUCACCACAACCUCCCUACCCCCCACGUCACAAUAUCUGAGACACAGCAGUAACACCAGGGAUGCUUUCAACCACUUUUUCCAAGAGAUAUGAGCAAGCUGGACAGAGAGAGAAAUAGAGACGAUAGUACACCUUGAUCUAUCCGCUUAGGACAGACACAGACACACUGGCCAUGAACAAUGGAACAAUUUCUUGCUCUUCUUCUUUGGUUCUGUGUCUGAAUCACCACAUCCCACUACUUUGACAGUAUAGUAGAGUAAUAUACAGAGGUGGUUGCAACCCAUCUUUGGCAAAGAGAAGGCUCUUUGGCAAACAGGGAAGGUGAGUGGAGUUAGAAUCAACCUGGCCUGUCCCCGAGGACACUCGGGGAGAGAGUGUCAGUGGAAUCUAAAUGUGGAGCGGAACGACUGGUGAUAGCAAGUUUUGUUUUGCUUCGUCUCAAUAAGUGUAGGGUUCUGGGGUCUGCCAGAUGCUUUUAAGAGGUGGGCUUAGCAAAGGGCCCUGCCACUGAGCACAACCAGAGACGAUAAUGUAGCAGAGGCAGUUGGCACUUUGUUUUUUUUAUCAUGCAGCGGUUAGCAAUUCAUCGCGUGGUGGAAUUUAAACAGUGGCCGGGAAGAAAUACAUAAACAUGCCGGAGAUCUUCUGGGGCCUGACGAAGGCCCCAGGUUCCACUGAACAGGCCUGAGGAGGACAUUCGCAAGGAGGGAGAAGGGAGAGACAGCAUUGUGUUGAAACAUUGUGAAUUGAUGUGCGUGCAUGCAGGUAGUGUUUUCCACCCCCCCCCAAAUAUGUUAUUGAUCAAAUGUCAAGCUGUCAAGUCCUUCCGUUCUGACUGGCCCUCCCUUUUCUUCUGGAACGGACAAGUUCUUGGUAAUUUGCCAGGAAUUCUGACGGUGAAUUCAACUCAAAAAUGUUGUAACCUGACCUAAAUAAAACUUUUUAAGUCACA
Messenger RNA from Gadus macrocephalus (Pacific cod), 3435 nucleotides. Its product is annotated as SH3 and cysteine-rich domain-containing protein 2-like. Bases 221 to 1498 code for a protein of 425 amino acids. The transcript is spliced from 11 exons. The record is from RefSeq and is a predicted model, not a curated record. Gene Ontology annotation, cellular component: extrinsic component of cytoplasmic side of plasma membrane. Gene Ontology annotation, biological process: skeletal muscle contraction; positive regulation of voltage-gated calcium channel activity; positive regulation of protein localization to plasma membrane. NCBI's taxonomy places the organism in Eukaryota, Metazoa, Chordata, Actinopteri, Gadiformes, Gadidae. Gene Ontology annotation, molecular function: protein binding.